Molecule: messenger RNA, 1080 nt
Organism: Nerophis lumbriciformis (worm pipefish)
Lineage: Eukaryota; Metazoa; Chordata; Actinopteri; Syngnathiformes; Syngnathidae
Source: RefSeq, a predicted model, not a curated record
AUGGCAGCAAACAACACCAAGCCCAAACUCAGCAAGUCCCAGGCAGCAGAGAUCGUUCAGAAACACUACAAGCUGACUCCCACCAAUCUUCGUUUUCUGCCCAGCUACGACGACCAGAACAUUUAUAUUGCAACUGUCGAAGGUGGCGAAUAUUUGCUCAAGAUAAUGAACACGGUUCACACAAGGGACCCAACCCUGAUAGAACUGCAGAGUUACGCAAUGAAUUUUCUUCACCAAAGUGGACUUCCUACCCAAACAACCCUGAAAACAACCACGGGACAGCUCAUGAUCCAGGAAGACAUUGAUUGUGGUUAUGGCUUACAGAAGUACCUGGUUCGCCUGUUGACUUAUUUGCCAGGAAUACCAAUUGCCGAGGUCCCACUCUCACCUGAGCUACUCUAUCAAGUAGGCCGAAUAGCAGCCACAAUGGACAACAUCCUCCAAAAGAUGGAACAUCCUCAGCUCAAUGUGCUGCAGAGGGAUGGGUUCAUAUGGAGUUUAUCAAAUAUUUGCCUUCUGGAGAAAUGGUUGAAUGUAUUAGAUGGAGACCCUCUUCUGGAGAUUGUGAAAUCUGUCCUCCAUCAGUUCAAGACCGCUGUGGCCCCAAAAUACUCCAGUUUCCGUGAGUGCCUUAUUCAUGGAGACUUCAAUGAUCUCAAUGUGCUGGUUCAAGAAAAUGAAAAAAAUGGCUACAAGAUAUCUGGUAUAAUAGACUUUGGGGACUUGAACUUCGGUUGCUAUGUCAAUGAGUUAGCCGUCACCAUCGCGUACAUGAUGCUGGAGCACCCUAACCCCUUAGAGGUGGGUGGACCUAUCCUAGCAGGCUGGGAAAGCAUUUUUCCUCUCAAUGCAGCUGAGAGAGACUGCCUCUUCUGGUUGGUCUUGUCACGCCUCUGCCAGUCAAUAGUGCUUGCUCGUGUGUCUGUGACUUUGCAGCCUGAAAAUGAAGAGUAUCUGAUGUGUUCAUCCAAGAAAGGCAUUCCACUUUUACGCAAACUCUUUGAAAUAGGAAAAGAACAAGUGGAAAAAGUGUGGGUCAAAAGUGCUGCGGAGUUCCGUGAUUCACAACCCUCCAGUUGA